Messenger RNA from Haemorhous mexicanus (house finch), 1053 nucleotides. Its product is annotated as collagen alpha-1(II) chain-like. The record is from RefSeq and is a predicted model, not a curated record. Bases 1 to 1053 code for a protein of 350 amino acids. Lineage: Eukaryota; Metazoa; Chordata; Aves; Passeriformes; Fringillidae. The transcript is spliced from 3 exons.
AUGUCCCCAAAAAGUAGGGGCACCAGGGGGGCACCAGGGGGCACCAGGGGGGCACCAGGGUCACCAGAGGGUCCCCAAGGGGCACCAAGGGACACCAGGGGGGCACCAGAGGGGCACCAAGGGCAUCAGAGGGGUCCCCAGGGUCACCAAAGUGUCCCCAGAGUGUCCCCAAAGUGUCCCCAGAGGGUCCCCAAGGGGUCCAAGUGUCACCAAAGGGUCCCCAGAGGGUCCCCAAGGGGCACCAAGGUGUCACCAGAGGGGUGCCAGGGUGGCAUCAGAGGGUCCCCAAGGGGUCCAAGUGUCCCCAGAGGGUCCCCAAGGGGCACCUGGGUGGCACCAGAGGGGCACCAAGGGUCACCAAAAGGUCCCCAAGGGGCACCAGAGGGGUGCCAGUGUCACCAAAGUGUCCCCAGAGGGUCACCAAGGGACACCAGGGUGGCACCAGAGGGGUCCCAGUGUCCCCAGAGGGUCGCCAAGGGGUCCAAAGUGUCGCCAAGGUGGCACCAGGGGCACCAGAGGGGUCCCAGGGUCACCAGAGUGUCCCUGGGUCCCUCUGUGGGGACAGUGGGCCCUCAGAAUGUCCCCAAAGUGUCCCCAAAGUGUCCCUGGGUCCCUCUGGGAGGUCUGGGUGUCCCCAGAGUGUCCCCAGAGUGUCCCUGGGUCCAUCCAUGGGGACAGUGGGCCCCCAGAGUGUCCCCAAAGUGUCCCCAAAGUGUCCCCGGGUCCCUCUGGGGAGGACAGGGAGGGUCUGGGUGUCCCCAGAAUGUCCCCAGAGUGUCCCUGGGUCCCUCUGGGGAGGGCAGGGGGGUCUGGGUGUCCCCAAAGUGUCCCCAAAGUGUCCCGGGGUCCCUCUGGGAGGUCUUGGUGUCCCCAAAGUGUCCCCAGAGUGUCCCCCCGGGCCCCCGCGGUGUCCCCCGAGGCCGUGUGGAACUCAAUAAACAACUCCCAGUUCAUCCCAGUUCGUCCCAGUUCGUCCCAGUUCGUCCCAGUGUCCCGGACUGGCGCGGGGGUGGAGGGGGGGGCAGCCAAUGGCAGGGGAGGCGGUGGCGGUGA